AUGUGCGCGGAUACAAACGUGACUAUGGUCCUAUGUUUCAAAGACGAUACAGAAACCACAGGGCAGCUAAAUGUGCCUAUCUGCGUGAUUGAUGUCAACAGCGAAGAGGCACCUUGGCGCCAUGAAACUGGCGAAGUCACCGCCACUGCUCAAUUCACAAACCUCGCAUACGUCGCGUUCACUUCAGGGUCUACUGGCAAGCCCAAGGGAAUCCAGAUCGAGCAUGGCCAGUACUGCAGCUCGGCGGCAGCCCAUGCCAAGGCCUGGUCAAUCGGUGCAGAAUCACGGGUCUUCCAGUUUGCGUCCUACGCCUUUGAUGGAUCGAUUAUGGAGAUGGUGACGACAUUGCUGGAGGGGGGGUUGCUUUUGAAGUCCCUCGACCCCCGUGAUUUCCCAACACUCAAGAAUCUGCUUGUAACUGGGGAGCUUACACCGCAACAAGAACUAGAUCGGUGGGCGGAUCAGGUGCAGAUGACCAUUACCUACGGACCAACUGAGUGCUCUGUCGCGUGUGCUGUACAUGAGCAUGUCUCCAAAGUUUCGGAUCCGAGAAACCUGGGGCGGCCAAUGGGAUGUCAUCUCUGGCUCGUUGAUCCCAACGAUAUCACACGCUUGGUGCCUGUGGGCGAAGUCGGCGAGAUCUGUAUUGAAGGACCUAUAGUCGGUCGCGGAUAUCUGAACACGCCUGAUCAAAACCGUACCACCUUCUACCAUGAUCUACCAUGGCUAUCCGUGACUCAGAGACUUAACAGUCGGGUCUAUAAGACAGGCGAUCUGGGACGAUACAACGAGGAUGGAUCUAUCUAUCUGCUUGGUCGCAAGGACUUGCAAGUCAAGAUUAGAGGGCAACGCAUUGAGCUGGGUGAAAUUGAAGCUCAGCUUUCUCGUAAGCUCCAACACGCUCGCGACAUCAUCGUUGAUGUGGUACAACACAGUGAAGGAGACGCACUUCUCGUCGCAUUUCUCCAUACGCCCUCCGGUAGCCAAAGUCGAGGGCUAUUACCAUCAAGCGAUACCUUCUCCAAUUUGUGUUCCAAGCUGAGAGAGGACGUCAAAGCGUCGCUGCCAGAAUUCAUGAUCCCUACUCUAUUUCUCCCGGUUGCCAAUUUGCCUCUGACGGCUACCGGAAAAGUUGAUCGCCAUUAUUUGCGGUCUCUUGUGCACGGCUUAUCAGUCGAUGCGCUUGAUCGAUACAUUGGCAACAAGGAUAAGCGUCGCCCAUUGACUGAUCGGGAGCAGCGACUACAUGGUGCUGUGGCUCAGGCACUGGCAAUUUCUCCCCAGCGGAUUGGAAUGGAUGAUGACUUCUUCGUGCUUGGAGGAAACUCACUCACUGCCAUGAAGCUUGUCAGUCUUGGUCGAGAAAGGGACCUGUGGUUCACGGUCGCCGACGUAUUCGCUUAUUCGCAGCUAUCAAUGCUCAAUUCUGUCGCUGAAGAUGCAGCCCCUGAGGCUCAGAUUCAGCUCGUAGAGCCAAGCCCUUUUGCCCUUAUGCCAGGGAUUAGGGAUUCUGAAUCAUUUGUUCGCGACAUUAUUGCUCCAAAGCUGCCAUUUACUCGACCAGAGGAGAUUGUCGACGUUCUUCCUGCCACCGACAUGCAGUCCUAUGUUGAGCGCUUCCCUCCACACUACCCUCUUAUACGGAUGGAUGGGAAGAUUGACCCAUUGAGAAUCAAGAUGGCAUGUGAUCAGUUGGUACAACGCCACGCUGUUCUCCGAACAGUGUUUGCUUCUCAUGAUGGUCAAUUAUUACAGGUUGUUCUACGCAAAGCGGAUCUGCCCUUCCAGUACUUUGAGACCGAUAUGGCCAUUUCUGCAUUUGAAGAAGCAUUUUGCAAGUAUGAUGGAACCGUGAAGGUUCCCACAAGCGUCUUGGGACUUUCUUUUGUGCUUGUCUCUCGAAGUGAGAGAGAACAUAGUCUGAUUAUUCGCCUUCCUUUACCAUUGUGUGAUGGCGAGUCUUGGAUCCUCCUCCUCCAGGACUGGAUGGCACUAUAUGAGGCUCGAUGCCCCCUUCCAGCACCACUUCCCUUUGCUGCAUGGAUAUCUCAAUAUAGUACGCAGCAAAAUGAAGCGACCUACGCCUUCUGGCGCCAAAUCUUACACGGUUCUUCAAUGACACACCUGUGUGACGCGACCAUUGACCUUCCUGGAGAGGAUUUCAUAUUCUCGGUACAAACUAUCCCUCUUUUGUCUACUCCCGGGGCCAUCACGCGCGCAACGGUAGUAAAACUAGCCUGGGCAAUGACACUUGCAAGGUAUACCAGGAAAACCGAUGUGGUUUUCGGACAGCUUAUCCACGGUCGGGCCCAUGCACAUGAUGGCGAGGACCGAAUUGCUGGUCACCUGGCCAAGAUCAUUCCUGUGCGGGUGGACAACUGCCAGGAUACCACGGCGGACCUCCUGGGUCUUUUAGACCAGGUGCAGAGACAACACUUGGCAACUAUGGCACACGAUCUGAUUGAUUUCCAGAACUUGGUAGACCACUGCACUUCAUGGCCACGGGACACGCAAUAUGGAACAUAUAUUCUGCAUCAAGACAAUGAAUAUCUGGGGGACGCGCCAACUAUGGGCGAUGUGAAAGUCAGCACUAGUAUGGCUUAUAAUCCUCUUAUUUCGAAGGCAGUGCGGGAAUUUGUCUUAGUUUCCACUCCAAGGGAACAAGAACAUGAGUUGCAGAUUUGUACAACCAGUGUUUAUGUGGAUCAGAAGAGGGCGGAUGAGAUGCUUGCGACUAUGGUUGAGAAGAUGAGCCUUCUAGCUUCCCUGGCGUGA
Penicillium chermesinum is the source of this 2775-nucleotide messenger RNA. RefSeq lists its product as uncharacterized. Gene Ontology annotation, biological process: amino acid activation for nonribosomal peptide biosynthetic process; secondary metabolite biosynthetic process. NCBI's taxonomy places the organism in Eukaryota, Fungi, Ascomycota, Eurotiomycetes, Eurotiales, Aspergillaceae. Gene Ontology annotation, molecular function: phosphopantetheine binding; catalytic activity. The transcript is spliced from 2 exons. Bases 1 to 2775 code for a protein of 924 amino acids. The record is from RefSeq and is a predicted model, not a curated record. Gene Ontology annotation, cellular component: cytoplasm.